AGUCAAGGACCGACACAGUUUUACCCGUUUUACCCAUCUAUAAAAGCAACUACUUUCGGCAAUAUCUCAAUACAUGAUUUAGUAUAAUAAAAAUAUAUCAUUUGUUUUUUUUUUUUAAAAUCUACAUUAAAACCAGUUCCUUUGAAUAAAUUACCAGCUCUUGAACACAACAAAAAAGAUAUAUAUAAAUACAUAUAUAAUUAUUUAAUUAUAAAAAUAAAUAAAAAAACAAUGAGUUUGAUUUUAUUUAAAAAUUUAUUGUCAAACAUAUCGUGCAACGUUUUAUGUCCUACCAUUUUUGUGCAUUGUGUUUUUUAAUUUUAUAAUUUUUCGCAAUAUAUAUAGCAAUUUAUCGGAUUGUAAAAAUAUUUUAUUGUUUUAAAUUUAAAUAUAUAUUUAAAAAUAAACGAGCUGAAAGUGAUUGUAAAAAAAUAACUGGUAUGAUAAUUUGCAAGAUUUCCAAGUCGUUUUAAAGAAAUUUAAAAUCCUUGAAAUGGAGUACUGACACCUACACUAACACCAUGUUUAAACAAUCCUGUAUGAUGAUUGACGACGACUCAUGAUAAUAAAAAAAUAUUGUCCAUGGAGAUGGCAAUGCACAACAAAGCUAUUGGAUAACAACUGUGGGGUGUCAAUUGUUAAGUGGAUUGUCUUAAAUAAACUAUUAUUAUUAUUGUUUUUAUUAUUAUAAAUAAUUAGAAAAUUAUUUAAUUAAUAAGUUUGGAGACGGAGUAAUUAUUUUAGAUACGAUAAUAACGAUACGAAAGUGUAAAAGUUUAAUUGUGUCCUAAUGCGGGUAUGUGGAUGCAUUUAUACCAAAAAAAAUGCCAGGAAGGCAUCUGCAGAGACUCUCGUAUCUCUGCAACAUGUUUAGUUUUUUUUUUAUUUUUUUGUCAUAUAUAUGUUAAUGCAUAUGUAACUGAUGCCGCCGUACCCCGUCUUUCCAAGGAUGCCGAUACACCGCAAGACAUUCUCAAGGCAUCGAAAAAUACUGAUCAUAAAUGUACCAAUAUGACUUCUGUCGUCAAUCCUGAUGCAGGUUUGUCGAUGGUGAGUCAUGAGUCUGGGUAUCCUUAUCCACCAACAGUGCCUCCAUCAUUUUUAAGCGGAGCUCUUACUUGCCAGCCCUACCGUGGAAUUUAUGUUAAUCACAUCUACUUUCAACUAGCAAAUGCAUUUUUCUUAUUGUCGCAUUUAGCUCCAAGUGGUAUACACGGUGUAUUAUAUUUGAGAUGCACAUUAUUAAUUGGUUGUGCAUUUCUCGCGCUAUGGGGAUGGACCAUAGUCUGUUGGCUGGAUGCUGCCAUGUGGAAUGGUCUCUUUGUAGCCAUUAAUUUUGUCCAUGUUUGCACGUUACUUUAUCGUUUGAGACCUAUCAAAUUUUCAAGAGAAGUUGAAGAGGUUUAUGCAGCAGUAUUCCAACCAUUACGAGUAUCGAGACAUCAAUUUAAAAAAGUAUUGAAUUGUAUGAAAGCCAUCAAACCUUUAAAGUAUCAAGAGGUUUAUGCACAAGAAAAAUCAACUAAAGUUGAUUCACUGUCUUUAGUACUGUCGGGAAAACUUGUUGUAUCACAAAAUGGUAGAGCACUUCACAUUGUCUUCCCUCAUCAAUUUCUCGAUUCACCUGAGUGGUUUGGAGUAUCAACAGAUGAAUAUUUUCAAGUAUCAAUAACGGCAAUGGAAGACUCUAGAAUAUUACUUUGGCAUAGAGAUAAAUUAAAACUGAGUAUAAUGACAGAUCAAUUUUUACAAGCAGUCUUUGAUCAUAUACUAGGUAGAGAUGUUGUAAAAAAAUUAAUGCAAGUAAGUGAAACAAUGGCAGCUGGUAAUCAUCAACACCAAAAUGGUCAAGUCGUCGGACUAGGCGGAGUCGGAAAUAUAGAAAACGAUUCCGAUACUAAAUUAUUUGUUGUCAAAAAGUCCGACAAUCACGGAAUCACGGCACUUAUAAGUCGUCAACUUCAAGAGGAGAGAGUGCCGCUGCUGUAUACGAGCCCUGAUGUGUUGAACAACGCACUGCAUCACCUAAACCAUCUUCACGCGCCUUAUGUACUUCCCCUUUAUACCAAAACAUCAACCAAUGACAAUUCCUCCCAAUCAGAAUCCUAAUUAUUCAGUAAAUAAUAUCCCAUAAAAAAUAAAUUAUUUAAAAAAUAUAUAUAUAUAUAUAUAUUUCGUCGAUCCUCAUCUGAAUUUAUAUUCGGUACAUCAAUCUGUACAUCGCUGUGUAUUAAGUACGUACGCCAAUGCCACUGGGUUACUCAAUUAUUUUCUUCCCGGUCUUAUCCAGGUUUGCCUAGGAUAAGAUACUAUUACUGUGCUGCUGGAGAUCCAAACGCUUGGAGAUUGGGAAGAAUUGAAGAGACUGAUCAUGAAACACCUGUCUAAAAUAUACUCACAAGUUAUUCACA
Molecule: messenger RNA, 2411 nt
Organism: Microplitis demolitor
Lineage: Eukaryota; Metazoa; Arthropoda; Insecta; Hymenoptera; Braconidae
Product: popeye domain-containing protein 3
Exons: 10
Coding region: 799-2109 (436 amino acids)
Cellular component (GO): sarcolemma
Molecular function (GO): cAMP binding
Source: RefSeq, a predicted model, not a curated record